Molecule: messenger RNA, 2586 nt
Organism: Miscanthus lutarioriparius
Lineage: Eukaryota; Viridiplantae; Streptophyta; Magnoliopsida; Poales; Poaceae
Source: the annotation of a GenBank genome assembly
AUGGAAGCGGAGCUUGACGCCGUUGCUGCCCCAGAUGCUGAUGAAGGUUCGGGCCUCAACUCCCCUUUUUCGGCUGCUGCGACGAUGAAGAAUAUGCGGUCCAAGCACAAAUGUGAGGAUACCCUCCUCAGCAUAUGCCGGAGCUACGGCAUAUCGACCGAGCUCUACAAGCCGCUGUGCUCCAAGGACGGGUGGGGGCCGUGCAAGACGCCGCCGGAGGCCUCGAAUGCGCUGUGCGUGUUCGAGGCAAUGUUGAAAGUCGGCGUGAGGUUUCUUCUACACGAGCUGUACAACAAGGUCUUGACGUAUUUCAAUCUGGCGCCAAGUCAGCUCGUCCCUAACGCGUGGCGACAACUGGCUGGCUUCGUGCUGGUGUGCGAGGAUGUCGGCAUCACGCCAAUGGAGGCGGUGUUCCGAUACUACUUCAAGCUCUUCCCGGUCGGGAACGGGUGGUACAACUUCAAAGUUAACUGGAGCUGUCUGUUCAAGGCUGACGGCGGGAUUCAUGUCAACACGAGAUGGAAGGAGAGGUGGUUCUUUCUCGACUCCCUCAUGGCUGACAAUCCUUGGCGAUGUCCUCAAGAGUGGGGGACACCCAGGAAGGGAGCCAACGAGACUCUGCAGCUCACGCAAACCGCCUGGAACGCCAUCGACAAGCUGAAUGCCGUGAAAGAGAAGGGCAUAAGUCUGAUGAAGCUCAUCAUCGACAAGUCUCAGUACAACCACAACUUCCCCGUUCUCCCUCCGUUGCAUGAACAAGUCAAAUCUGAAACUGAAGCUAGCGAUGACGAUGAUGUGACUCCGAGCACCCACCCGCCUAAGAGGCCACGUUUGCCUACCACUGCCACUGCCAUCACCAUCACCGCUCUAAGUCAGCGGGUCAUAGGUACGACGUCAUCGGCACCGCCGGGUUUCACUCCUGUGACGUCACCUAGGAGCACCGUUGCUGGCAACGACGACUUUCGGCAGGCUUACAGGAUGCAUGCAGGCGGAUUCAGGGAGCUACGCCUAGCCAAGGAAAAUCUUGCGUCGGAGCAAGCUGCGCGUGCCAAGGCGCUGGAGGACUUGGAAGCUGAACAGAGCAAGACGCGCCAACUCACAGGUCAGCUACAGGUGGUGCAAGCUGAGCGCGACAAGGCGCUUAUGCAGCUCAAGGAGAUGGGAGCCGAGUUGACGGUGCGCUGUGCGGCACAGGCCGAGCACACGGCCAGGGUCCGCCAACUCGAAGCCGAGCACGCGACCAAGGUUAGCCACUUGACGCAGCUGCUUCGGACGGAGGAAGGCAUGCAUAUGGCCAAGGUCCAGCGACUGGAAUCGGAUCUUGAGGCGGCGCAAGCUGAGGUCGCCAAGGCGCUUGGGCAACUCAAGGAGACGAGAGCUGAGUUGACAAAGGCACAGGCUGAGGAUACAGACAGGGUCUGCCAACUUAGAAAUGCCUUUGAGUUGGCGCAAGCUGAGGGCGCCAAGGCGCAUGGGCAACUCAAGGAAACGAGAGCUGAGUUGACAAAGACACAUGCUGAGCAUACAUACAGGGUCUGCGAACUUAGAAAUGCCUUUGAGGCGGCCGAAGCUAAGCACGUGACCAAGGUCAACCGUCUCGUGGAGGAGUGCAAGGAAGUAGAAGCCAACCUCCAGCAGUUGGCAGAGGAGCUCGAGGCAGAGAAAGCAAAGCACGCUGCCGAGGUGAACGCCGUUAGAGCACAGUGCUACUCCCAGAUCAAGGCUGCCGCGAUCAAGUACAUCAAUGAGCUGAUGCCCGAGCCACUUCCUGUUAUGGGGGUGGCUGGGAGCAAGGUGGCUGACGUCAACUUCCUAGAGGAAUCAGCAGGGGUGGCUGGGAGCAAGGUUCCUGACUGCAUGCUCCUAGAGGAACCAGCAGCAAUCAAGCAAGUCGUGUUGAUGGGUGGUGAGAAGACUCACGCCUGUGAGACUCAUCCUGUCCACAGCCUCCUUUUGAGUACUUUUCCUGAUUCAGUUACUUCUUUCGACCCGGAGCUCUCAAACUGUCAUACUACAGUAACUCAAGAACAUUGCCAGUCUGUUACGCAGUCCCCUAAUUUGUUGGGCUUAGUUGUCACGUCUCCCUGUUCCAGUGAGUUAGCAAACAACAUUGAUCCAGUGGACAACACAACUAGUCAUACACAGCCACAACCUGACAAGACUUUGACCAGAAACCGUUUUGGUGACAAUAGAGUUCUGUUGGAACCAAUGGAUGUCUUCCUAGAAUCAAUUUCUUGCGCCUUACUACAACCCAUUUUGCCUCUCGAACACUUGUCCGAGGACAAACAUGAAACACUGCCAACAACUAGUACAGCCAACCAUACAAAUGGUACCCUGAGUCCUAAAAUUGGAAGUUGCUCAGUUCAAAGGAAAAGCACUAGGUUGGCUGGAAAAGAAAAGGAUAGAAAGCGUAAAAGACGCCAUGGUCGUGGCUCAAGAACUCACUUUGAAAGGCCUAUCAACAAGAACAAGAUGGAUGCAGUCAAGGUCAUUGAGGCCAGCACCAAGCCAGCAGGCAAGACCAAGAACACUGUCACCAAGACGGCAGCAGCAUCAGAGGAAGUGGAGGAGCUGAUGGCAGCAUGA